UUAGUGCCUAGUUUACUACUAUACGCGGCUAGGUGAACAAUGUACAGUGAUUAGUAUAAACCCUAGUCUGCGUAAUUAUACUAUAAACAAUAGAUUUUAUAAAUAGCGACCUCCCCCCCCCCUUUCAAACAAUCUAGACUUACGCUCAGUGUACAUAGUGUACAUAGUGUACAUAGUGUAACUGCAAAGAGUUUUGAAAUUUGAUUUGAAAAGUGAGCCACGUGAUCAGUAAUAAAUAAAGUGAUAAUAACCUAGUCAUGUUCGGUCCGGAGCUUAAUCCUUGGAAUAGAUAGAUAUGUUCGGUAUACGGUGACAAGAAGAGGAGAGAUGGGUCGUCCCAGCGAACAGAAUGAGCGAAGCGAGCAGGGGAAGGCUGGGACCUCCCUUUGGAUCCUUCUUAUAGGAAUAGUAAGCCUUGUUUUAAGCAUUGUUGCAGUGGCCAUACCAUACUGGGGAAACUUCGCCUUAGCUACAGGAUCAGGGUUCGGUUCCUCUAGAUCCAGGGAUGGAGAGGGGUACUUCGGACCUUUUCAAGUCUGUAGAUACUCAUACAACGGCUUCGGAUCAGCCUGUAAUUCUGAUGCUAGAGGAGAGGGUCAAAGUGGUCCAGGGGGAUUCGAGAAACAAGUUUUCAUUGUGAUUGGUGGGAUCUGUGCCAUCGUAGAGGUUGUUGCUUUAGGACUAUUCACAAUAUGUGCAGGUUAG
Molecule: messenger RNA, 705 nt
Organism: Eurytemora carolleeae
Lineage: Eukaryota; Metazoa; Arthropoda; Copepoda; Calanoida; Temoridae
Exons: 6
Coding region: 328-705 (125 amino acids)
Source: RefSeq, a predicted model, not a curated record